Molecule: messenger RNA, 2245 nt
Organism: Epinephelus fuscoguttatus (brown-marbled grouper)
Lineage: Eukaryota; Metazoa; Chordata; Actinopteri; Perciformes; Serranidae
Exons: 17
Coding region: 185-1825 (546 amino acids)
Biological process (GO): programmed cell death
Cellular component (GO): cytoplasm
Source: RefSeq, a predicted model, not a curated record
ACUGGUCAAAAAGAAGAAGAAGAACUCAAUUUUUCCCCCUGAGUAUGAGGUGGUGCCUGCCACUCUUGGUGAUCUUGUCCAAGCAUUCGCUGGAUUCUCUGAGUUUGAAGAAACAACCCUCAUCAAGGAUUACAAGCACACUGGCCGGAGCUCUGGGAGGGCCAGCGUACGAGGAGGUGUUGACAUGGCUUCAGCUGGAGUCAGUGCAGGAGCACUCAGACACAGAGAGACUUCAUCUGUCGACAUUAAUGCAAAGACAGCAAACUUAAGCAAGAUGAGGGAGAUAUGUCUUGGCCAGAAGAUAAACCAUGUCCACAUGCCAACACUGAGGAAGGGAGAGGUGUUGGGUUUUGUGAGCAAGAUUGUGUUCAACACAAACGACGUCCACCUCUGUGGAAGAACUGAAGUGGACGGCUCCUGCGAAGCACGUUGGAAGAUAAUGAAUUUCUCUCUGAAGGGCAAGAAGAAGGACAACAGUUCCUUUACUGUACCAGCAGGACACAUCUAUGGCUACAGGUUCAACGAGAUCAAAUUCAAGGAAGAGGAGGACAUCCAAAUCCUGAAUACGUGCCGUUAUGAAGCGAUGGAAUGGGUAUCAGGAAGAAUGGCAGAAAUAACCCGGGAACCAAAUAUAUUUAAAUCUGGUGACUCCAUUAAAGUGACCUUGAACUACCUGCAAAAAAUGCAAGAAGGAAAACGGAAACCCAGCCUUCCCAGUCCGAUAAGAUUGGACGAAGUAGCCCUGGAACCAGGAACAUCUGAAUCUGACGACUCCACUGAAGAGACCUUGGAGACCCUGCAACAAAUGCAAGAAGUGGACGAAGUAGCCCUGGAACCAGGAACAUCUGAAUCUGACGACUCCACUGAAGAGACCUUGGACACCCUGCUACAAAUGCAAGAAGAAUUUACUUACAAGUCUCACAUUGAGUACGUUGGUGGUAAAGCGGAGGAACAGCGACUCAGCCCUCCCAGUCCGAUAAGAUUGGACGAAGUAGCCCUGGAACCAGGAACAUCUGAAUCUGACGACUCCACUGAAGAGACCUUGGACACCCUGCUACAAAUGCAAGAAGAAUUUACUUACAAGUCUCACAUUGAGUACGUUGGUGGUAAAGCGGAGGAACAGCGACUCAGCCCUCCCAGUCCGAUAAGAUUGGUAGAAAAAGCCCUGGAACCAGAAACAUUUGAACCUGACGACUCCACUGAAGAGACCUUGGAGACCCUGCAACAAGUGCGAGAAAAGUUACUGAGGACAGAAACUGUUCUCCGGCCACUGGCUCAUCUUCCCCGGGUGACUCGUUUCGCUUUGUUCCAGAGUCUCAGUGUGCUCUCAGAGGACAGAGACGCUCUGACUCUUCUGAAGAAAAAGCUGGAUCAGUGGCGUGCAGGUGAGCCUCUUGAGCAGCCGCAGUCCCAGUCGGUGUGUUCUGUUCUUCAUCUGCUCAGUGGCUUCGCAACCCCACCGUCACACACAGGAUCUCGUAUGACUGACUCGACCCUGGAAGCUGUUUACCUGCUGGUCAGCGCGAUGGACAAACUGCCAGAACAUGUGACAUCACUGAUCGCCAAGUACCGCCCCGACACACUGAGAGGCCUCAACCAACUGGUGAGCAGCCUGAUGGAGGACGGUCAGGCUCAUCUCUCUGAGUCUCUGCCUGCUGCUCUGCAGGAUGGAGGGCAGCUCCACUGGCUCGCCGUGUUCCUCUGCUCCUCCGACGAGUCCCUGAGAGAGCCGUCUGAGCAGACGAUAGUGGCAGGAGAUGAACCGGGAGUGCUGCUGUUGGCCCUGUGUGUUGCUGUGCGGGGACUCAGCAUGUUGCGGCAGUAGAAUUACGCUGACCUGUUGCUUAGUCUUAUAGCUGCAGUUACUAUGAUGGGAGACAAAGGGAUUCUGGGUACAUUUAUGUGUCCUGCAUUUAGGACCACUGGGAGUCAAAGUAAUGGUCAGACUAAAUUGUCUUUGUGUUCAUCACCUGUUCUGUAUUUUGAUCCUGGGUAUUUCUGUCUUUUGUAUUUUUAUAUAGUUUUCUAUAACUGUUCUUACUCCUGCUGUUGGACAGAACAUUUCCAAUCUUGUAUUCUAUCAUUGAUUUAAGACGUAGUUCUAAUGGUCUGCUUUUAAAUUUGAUCAGGUGUUGUACUAAUUUUCUGUCAUGCCACAUUGGCUUUACUGGUCCAGCUACCUGUCUAUAGAAGGAGGAGCUAACCUUUGGUCUUGAGGACAGGAGGAAGAUCCUGCUUGGCUAGA